This is a messenger RNA of Plasmodium cynomolgi strain B, 1356 nucleotides long. RefSeq lists its product as hypothetical. The transcript has 2 exons. Lineage: Eukaryota; Apicomplexa; Aconoidasida; Haemosporida; Plasmodiidae. The record is from RefSeq and is a predicted model, not a curated record. The coding region runs from base 1 to 1356 and encodes 451 amino acids.
AUGUCUUCUUUAACUGAGGAUGAAAUGAAUUAUAUAUUAGGAAAUACUACUUCAUAUCAAAUAUAUAAAAAAUUUGAUGCGGAAAAUGAUCUCGAUGAAUAUUAUAUCCAUUGUAAAGAAUUCAUAUCAUCAUAUAAAACAAAAAAUGAAAAAGAUGAAAAAACUUGUAAAAAAAUUGCAAAAAAUUUAAAAGAACUCUCAGAAUUAGCUAGUCCAAUAAAAUAUCGUGAUAAGUGCUUACAUUACAAAUAUUGGAUAUAUGAUCAAAUAUGGAAAGAAACUAAUAUAGAGGGUAACAACGUCGGUCCUGUUAUUAAUAAAUUUCUUAAUAUACAAAAUAGUGUUACUCAAAGUUUAAAACUAUAUUACUGUCUUUAUAAUUUUUAUAGUAGAGAUUUAACGGAAUUAAAAGGGUUCCACGAAGAAAAAUAUCUAUAUGAAUAUUUUAAAUACUACAAUACUCUAAAAAACAAAUUUAGUACUUCAAAUGCUAACGAAGAAAAAUAUAAUAAAUACCUUAAAUAUAUUAGUGAUAUAUAUAUAAAGCAUAAAAAUGAUUUAUGCUGUGAUUAUUAUGGCAUGAUUGGACAUUGUUAUCAUUACUUUAAAUGUGAAGAGUAUUAUAAUCCGAAUAACCUUUUAUGUAAACUAAAUAUAAAUAAGGAUUUAUCUGUUUGUAAUUUAGAAAAUAAAGGUCUAUCCGGUAGUGAUAUAAAAAAGAAUGGUCUUGAAGAUUCAAACUCAGAUAAAGGAAUAAAACCUCAAUAUUUCAGUUGUAAAGAAAUAAAAAGUUCAGAUGGAAUACCUUUCUUAUCAUGUUUUGUUUUACGAACAGGAUCAAAAAAUUCUAAUAAAGCAACACAAAUUGUAACUGCAGAACCUGCAAACACAUCCAAGGGUUAUAUAUCAAAUGCUAUCAAAAGCAUUCAAAAUAGUGAAUGUAAAGUAAUAUCUGAUAACAUUCACGCUACUUCCUAUAAGUGUGAAACUAAAAAAGAUCUUCAAUUAUCGAAAAAUGGCGUUGGUGUUGAAAUAAAUAAAGAAGAAUCUGUUAAGGAUUAUGAUAAAUUAGAUGAUGAUGAGGAGGAAACUUCCACUAAAGAAACACAAAACGAUUUCAGAUGGAGGAUCGAUGAAACUAUUAUGCGGUGUCCAGCUCAUCCUUCAGAUAAGCUAGGAAAGCAGUUGUGCGGACAUAUAUUAGAAUUACGCAAACAAGGAAAAAUUGAGAAACCGCCACCUCUGAAGAUUUCACAAAUCCAUGGUGUAGGAUCAGUAUCGGACAACAAUUUAUUAAGAGAACGAGAAGAACAAAUCAGGAGAGAAAAAAACCUUGUGUUUCUUCUGGAGGGGUAA